This is a messenger RNA of Aspergillus alliaceus, 4502 nucleotides long. Its product is annotated as putative nuclear pore complex subunit Nup133. Gene Ontology annotation, cellular component: nuclear pore outer ring. The transcript is spliced from 4 exons. The coding region runs from base 203 to 4225 and encodes 1340 amino acids. Gene Ontology annotation, molecular function: structural constituent of nuclear pore; protein binding. Gene Ontology annotation, biological process: protein import into nucleus; transcription-dependent tethering of RNA polymerase II gene DNA at nuclear periphery; poly(A)+ mRNA export from nucleus. Lineage: Eukaryota; Fungi; Ascomycota; Eurotiomycetes; Eurotiales; Aspergillaceae. The record is from RefSeq and is a predicted model, not a curated record.
GUUUGACCGCCUUCAAUACGGAGUCAACAACAAUUUAUCUCUGCCAAUAGUACUACACAUCUGUGCAAAAGGUCAUACACUAAUAAGCACAAAGCAUACAUAUGCUCUUUAUCCCUUCUAUUCCUCUCCCCUCCUACCCUUCUGAUGGUUGGGACACUACAUGAUCUCACAGUGUCCAUCUCUACGAUAAGUGACCUCGACAAUGUUCGUGCCAAAAGCUGCGAUUUCGUCAGCAGCCUCCUUACGCAAUCCUCGAAGACGGCAACGUACAAGCUCCGAUGAAUCGGUCAACCCACCCAAAGCUAAAAGGCAACGGUCUAGUCUGCGUCAUGAUGAUUCAGAAUUCAAUUCAGAUAAUCAAGGCGAGCUGCACGAGCCUUGGGAUCGUCGAACAUCUAUUGCUUCUGAAGAGCUUGGCCGCAAAAUGGUAGACAGUCCUACAUUUCAAGAGAACAUGCCAAUUAGAGGCCUCAAGAAGCCAGAGAGACGGGGUGAGAGUGACGGAACCAUUGUGCUUUCCCAAACCGACUUCUACAAUGUUUUGCAAUUACCAACCUUGCCGGAUCAGAUCCGCGGCCUACAAUCAGGAUCGUUCAGAUGCUUCUUUGGUAGUAGCAAUGGCUACGCUGUAGCCAUGACAUACUCACAUGCAAUCAUCUGGCCAUACUCGACCGCAGCCUCUUCACCCUCUCCUACUGAUGUAUUUAGUCUUCCUAUACCCGAAUCUUGUAGAGAGCCUAAUGGGCCAGUUCCUCUUGGAAUCAUUUUAUCUACUGUUGCGGCCGGGGUCCCAGGAUUGAUGGUUAUCACACCUAAUACAGGGAAGAUCGUAUACUGGGAAACAGUCUCAAGUGCCGCAGCAUUGGGUCUAGCCAGGCAGAAACACAAGGCAAUCCAGGGUUGCAUACCAAACUUGCUCUCAGGCGAACAUGUUACGGAUCUCGUGAAUGGCGAGCCUGCUGGUGUCAUCGUCACAUUAUCGUCUGGAAGAGUCGCUCAUAUAACUGUUCGGGAUCCGCAAGGAAAGCCAGCAGUGACUGUGAACUUCCUUCGGAAUACGUCAGGACUUGGGAGAAUGGGGUUUUUCGGCGGUAUUAGAAACGUCCUAGGUGGAGGAUUCUCAAGAAAAGACCUUGCUGCCGUCAGAGCUGGUGACUCCCAUCAACGAGGGCAGCGGGACAUCAUAAUCGCCACAUCAGGUGGUCUCUUCGAGAUUUGGGACACGCAUUGGAAUAACGGGAGUAUAUUGAAGAAACAAUAUGAUAUAACAAAUGAUUUAUGCGACUUCUUUGGCACAGAAUAUUCGAACGGAUCUGACAACUCUGCGAUCAAGAUUUUGGAUUUUUCACUUUUGCCGGUUGAAAGCAAUGAUCGCGACCUACGGGCUAACGGACCAGAACCGUCCUGGCAUAUAUCGCUUCUUGUAGCUCCAUACGGGAUUAUUUCGCAAAGUGUCUGCCUUGUGCAAAUUGAUCUAGCCGAGAAAGUUCUUAUCCUGUCCAGCCACUCUAUUGAGUUGCAUGAAGUCCCUGCAGGUCUAGGUUCGAAGCCGAAAUUAUUUCUUCCCAAGCCCGGCGAUACAGCGUUCAUUGUGAUGGAUCACUCUGUUGUAUUGUUAUCGUCGAUAUCAAGCAAAGACCAGUCCACGCAACAUGGACAGCCGCAGCUUCUCCAAGACACCAUCAACUUCCGAUCAGGGAAAGCCUAUGAAAUACUAGGCUGUGGCAUGGAGGACAAUACCGAUGACUACUCAUGCUCAACAUGUUUGAUAAUGGUCCGAGAUUUUGGUAUCAUCCGCAUUACGGCAUUACCGCGCCAAAACCCGUAUUCAGUCUCUGAAGAGGUUCGAAUUACCGCCAAGCACAAGAUUGAACAAGCCAUAUUCUAUGGCACCAUGCUCGGAAAUCCACUGAAUCUAACUAACAAAGGCAGUCUGGAUUUCCCUGUUAAAGAUAUCGAGCAAGCUGCGUUGGAUAUUUGCCAAGAAUUGCUGAAAUCCACGUCAAGGUUCAUUCCAACGACAGGAAUCUCUUUAGAACAAAAUCUACGAUCGAGGGCAAAAGCUCUGGAUGAUCUGGCAUAUCUUUUGGUGCAACAAAAUAAGUCGUUGAGCCAACAGACUUGGUGGGAAUUGUUAUGGGGUGCUGAGAAACUCGCAGCCCAAAGAGCUAUGUGGAAGAUAGAGGAGAAUUCUAGAAAAAUCAAGGGGAAGGGACCGACGUUUUUGGCCCACGUCAUCGAUUCGAUGAGCGACAAAUUCAAAACGCAAGUCGCGAAGCAAGAAGGUGAAAUUGACUUCGUCCGCAACUGGUUUCUAUACGAUACAUUUCGAAUGGGGCAUAUCGUUCCGUGGAUAUACAAUACCAUUAAGCCACAGAAGGGGCACUCUUCAAGACAGGGACGAAAGAUCUCAGAACAAAUACUGGAAGCAAGUGAGCUUUCUUUAGCUGUUUUAGAGACUGCAUUUCGAUACCGCGAUGAACACUCCAGUCAGUAUGGUAUUUGUGACGGAUAUCUCGAAGACGGCGUACUGGUAACUGGUUUUAAAGACCUUCCUGAAUUCUGGACAUCUCAAAGUUUUAGCUACGUUGAGAUGGGUCAUCUGUUGGAUCUAGAACUCGAUAGUUGCAGGGCUUGGAUCCAACAAACAAUAUCCGUUACCGAAGCUCCUGAGAGCCUGAUAGUGAAGAGAAUUGCAGGAAAUAGUGCCAGGCAGCUUUAUGUCCUAGGCCAAAUGCAUCGCGAGCGGGUCCGAUGGCUCUCUGCUCAGGACGAUCCAAAAUUGGUCGAUGAGAGUAUUGCUAAUGAACAGGCCCAUGCUAAACAACGCAAAUGGCAGCUGUUUAAACUGGCGGGUAUUGGACGUCUAGAGGAUGCCAUUACAUUGGCCGAGAGUUUUCGAGACAUGAGUGCAUUGGUAGAACUCAUCAUUGAACUUCAAGAUCAAACAAAAUGCGAAAUCUUCCCGCAAAAUUCGCUUCACGGUUCAUCAGAUACUACCAGUUACGAAUCCGAUCAUCUCAACAGAAAAAUAUCACAUUAUUUCGACAAAUUCGGUGAAUCAUGGGCAGAUGCUUUCUUUUCUCGGCAAAUAUCGAUGCAUCAGUCGGGAAUACUUUUUGCGAUGAGGAAAUUCCAGCCUUUUAUCACUCAAUUCUUACGAAGGGACGCAGCCUAUUCCAGAUUAGGUUGGAUAAAUGACGUGAUUGGUGAGAAUGAUUAUAAUGCUGCUGCCCAGUCGUUGGAGAAACUGGCUAUAGGGGGUGAAUCCGAUUUAUGGAGUCAUCGUGUCGAACUAUCUUUGGCAAAACUUGCCAAACUAGCAACAUGGGAAGGGGCCAAUACACCAAGUCAUUCAGCUCUACACAGUGACAUACGACAUUUGGAAGAUCUUUCGGAAAUAGAUGCCGUUCAAGAAGUCAUUUACGCCUGUAUCUCCCCAGCGUUGCAAGGUGCAAUCGAUCAAAAGGCCGAGAUCGACCUAGCAAUUGAACACUUUGGGAAGUUGAUUGCUGAAGACAGGCCUUCCCUACGUGAACUGCUUAGUGAAACUCUCGCAAGAGUCGUCACUAGGCAAGUCAUUGAUGUUAAUCAACUAGUCGAUUUAUUAACAUUAAUGGAUGCUACCCAAGCACCGGAAUACAGCCAAUCAGAAUUAUCCGGGAAAGAGUUCUAUCUGGCCUUGCGUGUCAUUUGUCUCGGAGCUUGUGCUCAACAAGAUUCAAUCGACCAUGUGGCUCUGCAGAAACUAGUGUGGCGAAGAUGUAUGAUAAAAGACAACUGGGUGGCUAUAGGAAAAGCGUCUGAGAACGUGGAGAAUGUACGUGAGCCAUAUCUUUAUGAUACGGCCCUUUUCCGUACUUUGGGUCUAUGCCUCAGAGACAGGCUUAAUGAAGACGCCAGUUACACAUCCCUGUACAUUCCUAGUUCACCAGACGAUGUGUUAUUAACUGGAUCAGAUUCCGAACUUCUUUCGGCACGUUUCCGUUUAGAACAGCGGUCACGUAUCGUUCAUGAUCUUGAGAGGGAGAAUGAUACUUUGUGUGAACAUGUGGAAAAGGGAAACCUUGACUUCUGGUUUAAGAAUCUUCUAGCCUCCGCGGAGGAGUCUGCAUCAUCUACAGUCCCUGGCAUUACUUGUGAAGAAUCCAGCCACGACAACCAGGUCGGAGAACUGUCCCCGCAGCAAAAAGAAUCGAAUAAGGCGCGGUUGAGCUGGCUUUAACCCUUUGGUUGCCGCACCGCUAUCCGGGUCUGCGGAGUAGUUGUCACUCGGGGUUCUCUUACGGUACUAGUUAUUCUGGACUAUCGCAAACUAGAGCUGUUAUAGCCAGCUAUCGUGCUCCUACACCUUUUCCAUGUAAUCCGACAGGGAGCAGAGGGUGAAGUUGCUUACCCCGCAGUCUUCGUAUAUCUUUGUUCAGUAUCUGAUCGUCCAUCGUUUCUUUGUUACGUUAGACAUUCUGAAUAUAGCAUUUGCUAUAGGUCUAAAAACUCGUAAC